This is a messenger RNA of Dacryopinax primogenitus, 933 nucleotides long. RefSeq lists its product as uncharacterized. Lineage: Eukaryota; Fungi; Basidiomycota; Dacrymycetes; Dacrymycetales; Dacrymycetaceae. The coding region runs from base 1 to 933 and encodes 310 amino acids. The transcript has 6 exons. The record is from RefSeq and is a predicted model, not a curated record.
AUGUUUGUCAAUGGCGCCGUGCUGUUUCAGGCGCUUCGAAUAGCACAAGCUGCACCAGCCGAUAUGCAAAACGCAUUCCUGUCAGACCUGUCAGGCUGUGGAGGCUGUAUCAGGUCGUUAAUUGUGGUUGGCGCCACUUUCUCUUUGUUAACGACUCCCACACAAGAUGUACUCCUGCUCUGGAGAUUAUUUGUGGCAUGGCAGCGUUUCUGGGUGGUUGCAGUCAUGGCACUCGUUAAAUUGGGUCUGAUCGGCUGCACCGUACCGGUGCUGGUGCUACUUACCAACCCUGACACCAUCUGGACCUCUCUUUACGUGUAUCAUCUCCUUGUGGCCUUUUCCGCUCUCCAUCUCCUUUUCAAUUUGGGCGUCACCUUUCUCAUUACCUACAAGCUAUGGUUAUUGGGUCGCGAGCUGGAAUACUUUUUUCCAGGGAACAGCAUCCAUCACUCAGGGCUCAUGGACAUGAUGGUUGACAGCGGGUGCCUCUAUACUGUUGCUACAGUGAUCAACUUUGCGCUCGUUGUCCGGAAAUCGCCUGCAGCGUACAGUUUCACAAAUAUUCUCACUCAAGUCGCGGUGCACGUUCAAAGUUUUCACGUUACGCUCACCUCGCUGCUCAUCAUCCUCCGCAUCGGCUUCUCCUGCUCUCCGAACAGACCAUCUACCUUCCCUUCUCCCACCACAAUCGCUCGACCUUCCCUUGAUCGGCACACAACUCCCGUUAUCGCAAGCACACCCCCGCGUCAGACGAAGCUUCAACGGCGUGCAGCCGAACAGGCUCGCAGACGUGAAAUGCAAUUGGCCGUCGCACGGCAGGUCGAAUUUCCAGAUGCGAUACAAGCACCGAGCCUGGGAGACUUGGAGAGAAACAACAUCGAGCUAGUAGAGAUGCCGAGAGGGAAAUACGAUAAGAAUUUAAUAAUUCGAUAG